This is a messenger RNA of Agelaius phoeniceus (red-winged blackbird), 1125 nucleotides long. Lineage: Eukaryota; Metazoa; Chordata; Aves; Passeriformes; Icteridae. The record is from RefSeq and is a predicted model, not a curated record.
AUGGCUGUGGAGGAUCUCCGGGCUUCCAGCACCCCUUUCUCUCUCUCCUUUUCGGGCAGUGGCUUCCUGGCCCUGUACCAGGUUGGGGUGGUGCAGUCCCUGCUGGAGUUGGCUCCUGAGCUCCUCAAGUCUGCCUGCAAGGUCUACGGCUCCUCGGCCGGGUCGAUCAUCGCUGCUGCCGUCGUGUGCGGCGUUGGCCUCGAUGACAUCAAGGAGUUUUUCUUUGCACUGGCAACAGAAGUCAGGAAAACCAUCCUGGGCCCCCUCUCUCCCAAGUGCAGCUUGCUGGCCAAUCUCAAGACUGUCCUGCAGCGGAUGCUGCCGGAGGAUUCCUACCUGCUGGCCUCGGGGAGGCUGCACAUCUCACUGACACGGGUGGUGGACGGCCAGAACGUCAUGGCCUCGGAGUUCAGCUCCAAGGAGGAGCUCAUUCAGGCUCUCCUCUGCAGCUGCUUUCUUCCAAUUUACUGUGGAUUCAUCCCUCCAUCCUACCGAGGAGUGCGCUACGUGGACGGAGGCUUCACGGGCCUGCAGCCCGUGUCCAGCCUGGAGGAGCCCGUGAUCACCGUGUCCCCGUUCACCGGCGAGCUGGACAUCUGCCCCCGCGACUGCCCCGCCAUCUUCUUCUGCUUCCAGAUCUUCAACGGCAGCAUCCAGAUCUCCAUAGAGAACCUGUGCAGGAUCAGCUAUGCUCUCUUUCCGCCCAGCACCAUGGUCUUGAAUGACAUUUUCUCCCAGGGGUACCAGGACACGGCCCUUUUCCUGUACAGGAACAAUGCCUUUGGCUUUAACUACUUCGAUGGCAAUUUCCGCUUCGGCAGCACCUGUGGGAAGAAUGACUCUGGCAAAUCCAAUGGGACACACCCCGGCCUGUACAAAAGGGUCCCUCAGUGCCUGACCCCUUACUUCCUGCCAGGCUUGUGGAAGAAGGAGCAGGUGAAUGGACUGCAGGACCCACUGGCGAGGGUCCUGCUGCAGCCAUACAGGCUCCCAGCCUUGUUCAGGAAGGGGGUGAAGAAGGUGUGGGGGCUGCUGGAAGGUGUCAGGUCCCUGGUACAACGGCUCCACAAGCUCCUCCAAACCUUGGUGCCUGGUUUGCCUAAGACAGCUGUGGACAGGAGGUGA